Molecule: messenger RNA, 417 nt
Organism: Blastocystis hominis
Lineage: Eukaryota; Bigyra; Opalinata; Blastocystidae
Exons: 4
Coding region: 1-417 (138 amino acids)
Biological process (GO): vesicle-mediated transport; intracellular protein transport; vesicle fusion
Cellular component (GO): endomembrane system; membrane; SNARE complex
Molecular function (GO): SNAP receptor activity; SNARE binding
Source: RefSeq, a predicted model, not a curated record
AUGUCCUACCGUAAGAAGCAAAAGCAAUUCUUCCAGAAGCUGCGCAGUGUCGGCACGACGGGUGAGGAUGACGAUCUAAUCGAGACUGGAUUUAAUCAGAGCCAGAAGGGCGCUAUGGACAUGAUGCGUCGCGAGGCGCAGUCGCGUGAGCAGGAGAUUCAGCAAAUCGCAAAGAGCGCGCAGGAACUGGCUCAGAUCUUCAAGGAUCUGAAUCAGUUGGUGAUCGAGCAGGGAACGAUCGUGGAUCGAAUUGAUUAUAAUAUGGACCAGGCCGUGACGAAGGUGCGCGAGGGACUGCAGCAAGUGGUGAAGGCGGAGGAGUAUAAGAAAUCGAGCCGACCCUAUGGCAUUAUGGCUGUUAUGAUUCUGAUUAUUAUUAUCUGCGGAUAUCUCAAUUAUCUAAAGACAAAGGAUUAA